CAUGGCGCAGUGCUCGAUUGCAUGCAUGGUGCAGCUUAGUGACCUGACUGAAAAGUCAAAGGUCGCCGAACAGCCAAUCCGAUUGCUGAGAAAGGCAAAGCUCCCGGCCAGCAUGGCGGCGUUCAUGAGAAGCGUGAGUCGCGGACUGACCGCGGCGGAAUCGUUCAGGUUUUUAACGAUCAGAGAAAAUCAAAGGAUCGACCCGAAGAGGUAUGUCAGGGCCCUCAGACGAACACCCGUCAGAGUGAUAUAUCCAGAAAACGAGGCCGCGGAAACCAAAACGAGGGAAACGGCAGCGAAGAUAAAGGAGAAGUGCAAAGCCGACCAGUUUGACCAUGAGCCGCUCCCGAAGAACUGGAGACGAGACGACAGCAGCAAAAACAAACCAAAGCCGCAGCCCGGUGGGACCAACGAGAAGAGACCGAGACAGGCUUUCAAUUCGGAAUCGCUGAAAAACAGCGUCCGAGAGAACCCGCCUCCCGAAGACACACGGCACAGCGACGAACUCGACGGGCUCCGAUACGAGAAAGCCUACCCAGGAGACAAGAGACUGGCGAAGGUGGUGACUAUCGUGAAGUCGAGGCGGUUUCGGGAGCAGCACGGAAAGGUCUUGCUGGAAGGCCGGCGGCUGAUCGCGGACGCGCUGGGGUGCGGGGCGGUGCUGCAGACGCUCUUCUUCAGCUCGCUGGACGCUCUCAAGGAGCUGCCGCUGGACAAGCUGCGGAGGGUCAACCUCGUCAAAGUGAAGUUCGACGACAUCAAGGUCUGGUCAGAUCUCGUCACGCCUCAGGGCAUCAUGGCUAUCUUUGCCAGGCCAGAUCACUCGAAGAUGACCUACCCUGCAGAGCAGCUAGAGCACUCCCUGCCCCUGUCUCUGAUCUGCGACAACAUCCGGGACCCGGGGAACCUGGGCACUAUCCUGAGGUGUGCAGCCGGAGCGGGGUGCAGCAGAGCCCUCCUCACCAAGGGCUGCGUGGAUGCUUGGGAACCCAAGGUGCUGCGGGCCUCUAUGGGGGCUCACUUCCGAUUCCCCGUCAUCAAUAACCUGGAGUGGGACGAGAUUCCAAACUACCUCCCCGGCAGUGCUACCGUCCACCUAGCGGAUAACUGCAGCUCCACGUCGGAGAGCCGGGGGGAGGACAGGCUCAAAGCCGGAGACUAUGGGUGGGUGUCCAGCCGACCAAACCCAAAGAGAAUCGGGUUCGAGGAGCACAGCCUGGACUCAGACUCAGACUCUGACUCUGACUCUGACCUCUCCCUUCCUGAAGUGAAGGCCCAGCUGUACCACGAGGGCUGGGCUCAGAACCAGACCGCCCUGGUGAUUGGUGGAGAGACCCACGGGCUGAGCCUGGAGGCCCUCCAAUUGGCCGAGAGGACGGAGGGUAGAAGGCUAUUGGUCCCCAUGGUCCCGGGGGUGGACAGUUUGAACUCGGCCAUGGCGGCCAGCAUUCUACUCUUCGAAGGAAAGAGGCAGCUGGAGGCCGUGAAAUCCAGCCCGGUGCAGAGACAGUGAAAUCCAGCCCGGUGCAGAGACAGCGACCUCCUAGAACUUUGUGUUUAGCUGUUGCGUGUUUUUUAAAAGCUACAGCCUGCCACAGAGUGUCCACUAAAAUCAGUUGUCCUGGUGUGUGUUUAACCUGCUGCGCUCUUGCUAAUAAUACAGGCAGCAGUAGCAGGGUUCCUUCUCCAUGCUUUGUCAAAGCUCAGUUAUUUUUUUUUUGGUUUGUUUUGUCUUUUCCUGCAAUGCUUUGCUGAGAGCAUUUUGUAAAACAACAUUUUGUUUUUCUCAAAAGGUCCACAGCUUUGCUCAUUGAGACACUUGGUCUAGUGGCACCUUCAAUUUCCCACUUUAGAGGUCUUUGAAUUCCAUAACAUUGGACUGUUCUGUAAUUUAAUAUGAACGACUGGCUUGUCUUCUUGUGAAUGGAAUUUGACAACUACCCGUUCCCCAGCCCCCGCUUGUGUAAUUGGCCUUUUUCCCCGUGAAUUAGCUCAAACAAGAAGUCGCUUCUUGCUGCUUUUGUUUUUUCCAGAUCACUCUCAUGAUGAUAGUAAUAGUUCAGCUCUAAGGUUUCCAAGUAGCCCCAGCUUUUUCAGCAUAUUCACUGCAGCUCUGAAGUUUCGUACUUGCCUGAGCCAAUAAAAACUUGGCACGCCAGCUGGCUCUGAUUAAACUGGUCCCGGACGCUGCUCGGGGGUUUAGCAUCCUUCCAACCGUGACGAUCGAGCGCUGGGUCCCCUUCUGGGAGCAGAGCGUUCUUUAUGUGUCGGGUAACAGUUCUAAAGUGUGUGUGUGUGUGUGUGCGCGCUUCCUUCUAGGUGCCAGCAAGCCUCCAGAUACCCGUUGGAAGGCAUGCCUCGCCCUGCUGAUACGGGAGGCUGUUAAUCGAGGUGCAGUCCAGACUCACGCUUUUUGGCAGGACGGUCCGUGUCUGCUUCCAAAGUAUGCGAGUGUAACCCAAGCCCCCGUCUGCCAAGGAGGAAACACACGGCCACUUUCCAGAGGGGAGGGGCUUUGUGGUUACCCCUGGGGUACAAAGAAUAAGAGAUGGGGGCAGGCAAGGCAAGGAUUUAAAAAAAAUAAAAAAAAUAAAUUAGAUUCUUAACCAGAAGCUGCAUAGAUGGCUAGAUGCUAAUCAGAUAAAGAUGCCGUUCUCUCUGCAUCAUGCAGCAGGGGGCGCUGUAAACACAUAACGGAAAUCAUUUCACAUGCUGUUUUAACUGAUCAUGUACUGUAUAAUAAAAGGUCUUG
This is a messenger RNA of Polyodon spathula (Mississippi paddlefish), 2752 nucleotides long. Its product is annotated as rRNA methyltransferase 3, mitochondrial-like. The transcript is spliced from 4 exons. Gene Ontology annotation, biological process: RNA processing. The record is from RefSeq and is a predicted model, not a curated record. NCBI's taxonomy places the organism in Eukaryota, Metazoa, Chordata, Actinopteri, Acipenseriformes, Polyodontidae. Bases 2 to 1513 code for a protein of 503 amino acids. Gene Ontology annotation, molecular function: RNA binding; RNA methyltransferase activity.